Molecule: messenger RNA, 3582 nt
Organism: Dothidotthia symphoricarpi CBS 119687
Lineage: Eukaryota; Fungi; Ascomycota; Dothideomycetes; Pleosporales; Dothidotthiaceae
Exons: 5
Coding region: 1-3582 (1193 amino acids)
Source: RefSeq, a predicted model, not a curated record
AUGUCGUUGAAGACGGCCCCUAUCACGCAGGCGCCGUUCUUCUACCCUGCAGGAAACACGCCAGCCGUGUGUCUCACGCAGUCUCUCCCGCCGGAGCAAGACGCUGCUCUCCUUCUGCUGGGCUGUGGCGACAUCCGGAACAUCCUGUUCACUGUGUAUGGAGGGGUUGGUCUAGGUGGCAGGACACUCGAUUUCACUUGCUGCGAUAUCGAGGCCGAAACUAUUGCGCGCAAUGUUCUCAUAUUGACAUUAAUUCUUGACGAUGUUAAAGGUGUCCACAUUCAACAGAUAUGGAACGUCUAUUAUCACGUCUUCAUAGACGCUGACUCUUUGGCACUCCUACAAGGCCAAGCUGAAAAGCUUUUGGGUCACGCCGCAUCUCUGGACAUUUGGCAUUCAAGCCCAUACGGAAAGAACAUCCGGUUCUGUGACAGCACGACCUUUCGCAAUGUUGUCAAGCUUUGGAAAUUAUACGCCAUCGACGUGUCCGACCAGCCACGUUACACAAAAGUGCAGAAGAUUGUCAAAGGCCAAUGGGAGGCAGCUAAGCGUUAUAAAAGGGUAGUCGUGCCUGGAUAUGGGCCUGGACUCAAAGGUCAUCAUUCUGUGGCUCCGCUACUACUUGCUGGACUUUCUGAAGGACCCAAGCAACAUCGAGUGUAUUGGGCAAGUGGCACAUGUCUGGAAGAUAAGAAAGCUAUCCAAAAGCUUACAGUUGCCAAUCCCAUGUUCAUUUGCCGAAGCGGUCUGAUACUCCAUUCCGGUAACGAUCCUCUGCGUGGAUUUCAUCUCUCCAUCUUGUAUUCACGGCUUGCGGCGGGCUUACCGAUAACAAACCCAGACGCGACAACUACGUCGGCAAAAGCGCUACCUAAAGGGCUGAAGACUGCAUUGACAGAGCUUGCUUCAUGGUGUGAAGCCUUGCGAGAUGCAGCUGCACAAGUCACUAUUCGAUACGUCAACUCGGAUGCCAUAGCUUUCUGUCAUACUCUUCGUCACCACCGCACGAACGGUGAGUCGCAAUCGGCCCAUUGGUACCGAGCCAGUUGGAAAUAUGAAAGCCUAGUGCUUGAUACAGCUGACUACAAGUUGAACGGCCAUGCGCCAACAACUUUCGACGUGAUCGACACCUCGAAUCUGAUCGACUAUCUCGGUAGUCUGAACUUGUUGGUCGCAACCGCUCCGCUUCUUACGCCAAAGCCAACGUCAACUUUGCGAACAGAAAUGCUUGUGCCACGAGAGUCUAACGUUACUGGUUCUGCGAAAACUUUAUUAAGCGGCGAUCUUCCCACAGUGGCGCUUCUACUUGGACUCAAACCAGUACAAUACUGGACAAAUGCAACAGCGACUUGGAAUCCCAACGACCCCUUCCUGGAAGAUAUUCCCGACGGUAAAAUCAUCAGUCACGUUCUGUCUCGACAAAUCAUACUUUGGAAGACGGCGAACAUCUCUCACAUCCGAUACAAUCCAGUCGAACUAGCCAAAUUCAUGUUUAAUGUCUACCUAGAGAUGUUCCAAGAUGAGAAUGAGACUCGACUGUUGGAAACACUCGCCACGAAAGAUCAAGGUCUGCUGAAGAAGCUUAGCUUUCUAGAUCUAUAUACCCGAGCAAGUCUAGCUGUCAUUCUACGAUAUCUUAGGGAGACAGAGGUAGUCGACUGGCAUCCUUUCAUCACACAGCUUACCAAAUUGAUUCGAACUGAUCGUAAUCUUGUUACGGGACUUCAUCAUUUCCACUCAUUGUUGGUUCAUUUCGACCUGUUUGGGAUUUCGGCGUUGGAACAACCUCCGUCUUUCCAACAUGAUCUGGCACGCGGUCCUUUCCGUAACUGGAAAGAGAUGCCAACAACAGUUUGUCUCACUCUUGUCGUACCUCACGCAGUGGUCGCAGCGUUUGGCAACAUCAACAACGGUAACGGGACGCCACUAUGUUACCUACAAACUCAGUCAUCCAUAUCGAUGGGUCAGUCCAACUAUCCAGAUGUACAGCUAGGAUUUGGAACGGUUACGACUUCCGGAACACCAUAUACUGAUGACUAUACCAUAAGCGUAAAAGAUGACCCGACCGGGUAUAACGGAAAGUCACCUUUGAUAAUAUCAGCCAUGGUGUCUACUCUUGCACUUACGGAACUUGGAGAUCCAGCUUGUGGUGUCGGAUUCUUCCUCAAGUCAACGCUACCAAAUCUACAAAAAUUCAUCUUCACAUAUGGCAUGUUUUUAGAACUGUAUACGUCGUCCGUCGGGAGAAAGGAUGUUUUUGUCACCAGACAUCGACCGAACAUGACCGGUCAUAUUUCCAUGCAGUGCAAGUCGAGUUUGGCGACGGGAAAUGAUGAUGAUAUUACUGUUGCAAUUCGGCCUUUCUUUGACACCGCUGCUACAAAGAUAGUUUCAUUGCAGAUUCGUUACGACAUCGAAUCAUCGAUCGCUAGAUUACCACUUCAAAACGCUGAGGCAGUCAUAAUUGAGCCCUCGAAUCCGUUUACACUAGCCCUGAAUAUUGGCGACAUAUACUGCAAAAAGUUGGAACUGCCACUGCCGCUUGACAACGAUUGCGGCAAGACGAGGAUUUCAGUCAACGCAUUAUGGGUCGACUACACCGCGCCAGUAGCAGAACCCGAACGUCUUGCCUUACGUGCGGACUCGAUGUUCCCUGUCAAGACAGAUCAUGGGCUCCAACUUUCGCUCGAGCACCUUCAUUACGUUCACCCUGAUGUCCUUCCGAAAGUGUACAUUGGAAGGAGCAAUUCGGAUGCCCAUUGGGUAGCGAUGCUGACCUCACUGCCAGCCAUAAUGUCAGAGACGGAGCGGGCGGAGUUCGAGAGAGCUACUACCAGCGACAUUACCGUCAAUACAGGACGUGUAGGCCUGAAGAAGUCGAUAUCUGCAAUGCACAGGGAGGUGUUCGGCAUUCAAAGCAUGGCAAAGGCAGUCAUCUUCGGCCUGCGAGACAGCUCACGAGAUUUCGCCACUCUCUACGUCGACGCAGUUCGCCUGGAUGUAUCAAAUCAAACAAUCUUCAUGGACGCGGCUUUGGUUCAACACGGCGACCAUCUUGGGCCUGAGUUCAGUAGGGCGAAUGCGGACACGGGAGAUAUAACAGACGUCACUCUCCAAACUGACAUUAACGAGGCUGCUUUCUGGAAACAUCUGUUGCCUGCAUUUGCCGAGCGGUGUCGUACAUGGAAGCACAAACCAACGUGUGAGUACAGGGGAGGAAAGAUGCCGCUUUCGACAGAGUCCAACAAACGUUACAUGUGUAGCUGUGGCGACGGUGUGUUCCCUGAUGGGUACCUGAAGAACAUCAAGCAGUUCAAGGCUAUGUCGAAUCACGCUGUGCGAGUUGCCAUCCCGGUUAUCUACACCUCGCCCAUCAGCAAUCACGAGCCCGUCCCCGCAUCUUUGUUGUUUCGAACCUUUGGCAGGUUACACAUGCAGCAGCUUGGCUCGAGGAUCUUGAGGUCUUGCUGUAAUCUUGCUUCUGGGUGCAAGUUCGCGCAGUAUUAUUCUGCGUCUUGCCAGACCAAGGACUGGAAGGAGGGACACAAGCAGAUCUGCAAGCAGCUGAAGCAGAUUCAAUAG